ACUCUACUGAAUUUCUCCCCUUUUCCCUCUUCCUCCUUCUCUCCCUCCUUGAACUAUUUCCUCGAUUCCGAAUUUUUUCCUGGUGGAAGAGCUCGUCUUGUCGUGCUCAUUGUAUAGUCUCUGGAUACGAUUUGCCUCCGUCAUAAGCUCGAUCAUUGUUGUUCUUGGCACGAAAAGUCAACACUUUCCUCAACCAAGACUCCUCCGAACGAAUACAACAGCGAGUAAUCCUUGCUUUUCUCCGAAUCUGUGAUCUAUCAAUCAAAUCGGACAACCAGGAGAAAGAAAUAAAACAAAAGGAAAAAAAGGGAGAAUCAGCAGCCAUGGCCGAAAAACCCCAAAACUUCGACCCAAAAUAUGACGACUACGAUUUCCCAACAACCUCACCCGAAGCACGAUCCGGUCACCCCGGCCACACCACUGAGGAACAAGAUGCAAAGAUCUUCCAGCUCCGUGCUUUGUUGGAACAAGAGGGUUAUACGGAGCGUUUGGAUACGUUGACUCUGUUACGGUUCUUGCGCGCGAGGAAGUUUAAUGUUGAGGCUGCCAAGGCUAUGUUCGUCGAGUGUGAGAAAUGGAGAAAGGAGUUUGGCACGGACGAGCUCGUGCGAACUUUUGAUUACACGGAGAAGCCUCAGGUGUUUGCGUAUUAUCCGCAAUAUUACCACAAGACUGAUAAGGACGGCCGACCUGUCUACAUUGAAAAACUCGGCAAAAUCGAUCUCAACGCCAUGUACAAGAUCACCACCGCCGAACGAAUGCUCCAAAACCUCGUAUGCGAGUACGAGAAACUGGCCGAUCCCCGUCUACCGGCCUGCUCCCGUCAAGCAGGCAAAUUACUCGAAACCUGCUGCACCAUCAUGGACCUCAAGGGAGUCGGAAUCACCAGCGUCCCCUCUGUGUAUGGAUACGUCCGUCAAGCCUCCGCCAUUUCGCAAAACUAUUACCCUGAACGAUUGGGAAAAUUGUACUUGAUCAACGCUCCCUGGGGAUUCAGUAGCGUCUUCAGCGCAGUCAAGGGAUUCCUUGACCCGGUUACGGUCGAUAAGAUCAAGGUGUUGGGAUCGAACUAUCAGUCUGAAUUGUUUGCGCAGGUGCCCAAGGAGAAUUUGCCAAAGGAGUUUGGUGGUACUUGUGAAUGUGAGGGAGGCUGUGAGUUGAGCGAUGCUGGCCCAUGGCAGGAUCCCCAGUGGACUCGUCCUCCUAAGUGGGCUGCUCCUGCUGCUACUGGUGAAGCUGCUGCGCCUGCCGGAGAGACGACCGGUGCUUAAAUAUAGAGAUCGACUAUUAAAUAAUGACAUUGAAUUGUUUGUUAUCCUUCAUAUACUGGACUCAGACUGAUAUCUGAUUGCCAACAUACACGCCAGUUUGUGCUUGUGCAUGUACAUCUCUCAUCUUUCUUUUUUGGGUAUCCCUUUGGGUGAAUUAGGCGAG
Messenger RNA from Talaromyces stipitatus ATCC 10500, 1434 nucleotides. RefSeq names its product phosphatidylinositol transporter, putative. The transcript has 3 exons. NCBI's taxonomy places the organism in Eukaryota, Fungi, Ascomycota, Eurotiomycetes, Eurotiales, Trichocomaceae. The coding region runs from base 324 to 1271 and encodes 315 amino acids. The record is from RefSeq and is a predicted model, not a curated record.